This is a messenger RNA of Microplitis mediator, 910 nucleotides long. RefSeq lists its product as uncharacterized. The transcript is spliced from 4 exons. The record is from RefSeq and is a predicted model, not a curated record. Lineage: Eukaryota; Metazoa; Arthropoda; Insecta; Hymenoptera; Braconidae. The coding region runs from base 304 to 855 and encodes 183 amino acids.
GGAUAAUAAUGACUGAUUAAAGAUAAUUGUACCGGUGUCUUAGUGAUAUAUUUAAGUAUACAUAUAUUAUGAUAAUAAUAAUCAUAGGCAGUGCAAGGCAGUUUGUUAAUUGUUUUAAUUUAAUUAUGAAAAUUAGUAUUCACUGACGACUAAACUUCCGCGGUAACUUUAUUACUCAGGUAAUUUCAUAUUUCUUAAGCCAAGACAAAUGUUGUAAUAUUUAACCAAAUUAUAGUAACGUUAUGCGUGUGCUCUAUUAAUAAAUAAUUUGUAAGUUAAUUGAUAAAAAAAUUUUUCGGUGAUAUGACGUUGAAAUUUAAUUAUUUUGCUGUGAUUUUGAUUUAUGUGAAUAUCGUUUGCGGAUCUACAGUAAAAAAUGUAACUUUGGCAGUGAAAAGACACAUACGUGCUGUCACUUUUCCAAAAAGUAGUGGGAUGGGGAUAUUUUUCGCAAUUGGAGUGCCACUAGAUUUACCUGAAAAAUCGGUAUCAAUGUCAUUUUAUUUUGAAGCCAAUUAUCGACUACCCGGUGAUAAAAAUUUAACGUAUGAUGAAUACUAUCAAGAUAAUUAUUUGAACCGUAAAUUUGCGUAUGACAUUAUUGAAAAUAAAUUAGAGAGUGCCGGUUAUCCUGGCCGGAAGUGUCUAUUAAGAGCCAUUUGUGAAGCCGCAUCAAAUCCUGUUACCGGAAAUGGUUUAGUCGGGGAUAUUAUUCACAUACUUUUUACGCCAUCAAGUUCGAAAAAUGAAAAUUUGUCACAAGAAGUAAUAAACGCUGAAAAAAAUAAUAAUUGCAAUGACUACAGUUGUCCAAUGAGUUUACUAGAUGCCAUCAGUCAUUAUAUUAAUUUAUAAAAACUAUUUUUUUUGUUUGCGCGCGAAAAUAAUUUUAAAAAUUUAUACUCAAUUA